AUGAAGGCUUCAAUUGUUGCCUUUGCGGCUCUGUUCGCUGCGGCCGCUGCGGCUCCCCCUCGCGGUCGUGAUACCACUUCCUGUCGCUGCAUGCCCGGCGAUAAGUGCUGGCCUGCACCUCCCGCCUGGUCCAACCUCAACAACACUCUCGGUGGUCGUCUCAUUGCUACCGUGCCCAUCGGUAGCCCUUGCCACGAUCCCACCUACGAUGCCGCUGCUUGCCAGGCUCUGCAGGGCAACUGGACGCACCCUCAGCCCCACCUGAGCUCCCCCACAUCGAUCAUGCAGAUCUUCUUCACCAACCAGACUUGCUCUCCAUUCUCCGCCGAGAGCACUCCCUGCACUCUGGGUAACUUCCCCAGCUAUGCUGUGAAUGCUUCUUCCGCCAGUGAUAUCCAGGCGGCGGUCAACUUUGCCCGUAGCAACAACAUUCGCUUUGUCAUCAAGAACACCGGUCACGACUACCUUGGCCGUUCCACCGGUGCUGGUGCGCUUUCCGUCUGGACUCACAACCUCAACAAUGUUGAGUAUCAGGACUACUCCGACGCUUACUACACCGGCCCUGCCUUCAAGGUCGGUGCCGGCACCAUGGGUUUCCAGGUAAUGGAGGCUGCUCACGCCAAGGGUCUGCUCGUCGUUGGCGGUGAAUGCCCUACUGUCGGUAUUGCCGGUGGCUACACGCAGGGAGGUGGUCACUCCGCCAUGAGUACCGCGUUCGGUCUCAGUGCCGAUAACACUCUGCAGUUCGAGGUUGUCACUGCCGAUGGCAAGCUGAUCACUGCUUCUGCCUGCCAGAACAGUGAUCUGUACUGGGCUCUGAGCGGUGGUGGUGCUGGUAAUUACGGUGUCGUCGUCUCCAUGACCAUCAAGGCUCACCAGGAUGCCAUUGUCGGUGGUGCCAGUCUGCAGUUCACUCGUAGCGGUAUCUCCGCCGACCUCUUCUACGAGGCCGUUGCUCAAUUCCACCAGCUUCUCCCGGCCAUGAUUGAUACCGGUGCUACCGUCAUCUACGAUAUGACCAACACCUUCUUCGUCAUCAACCCCGUCACCGGUUACAACAUGACCUCCGCCCAGGUCACCGCUCUUCUGACCCCCUUCACCAACGCUCUCACCAACAUGGGUAUUCAGUACAAGUUGGGUGUGACUCAGUUCGACAACUACUACGAGCACUACCAGAACUACAUGGGUCCCCUUCCCUGGGGUAACCUCGACGUCGCCACCUACCAGUAUGGCGGUCGUCUCAUCCCCCGCGACACCCUUGAGAACAACUACAACGGCCUGGCCGCUGCUCUCCGCAACAUCACCGAGUCCGGUGUCAUUGCCGUCGGUGUUGGCAUGAACGUUACUGCCCAGGGUGGUCGCAACGCGAUCUUCCCCGCUCUCCGCAACGCCGCCAUCACCAUGCAGAUCGGUACCCCUUGGAACGAGACCGCUCCUCGCUCCCAGAUGGUCGCCGAGCAGAUGAAGAUCACCGACCAAUACGUUCCCCAGCUCGAGGCCGUCACUCCCGGUAGCGGUUGCUACCAGAACGAGGCCAACUUCCGCCAGCCCAACUGGCAGGAGACCUUCUUCGGUGUCAACUACAACCCCCUGUUGAAGGUGAAGAACACUUAUGAUCCCAAAUCAUUCUUCUAUGCCCUCAAGGCUGUUGGCAGUGAUGUUUGGACUGUGUCUGAGUCUGGCCGUAUGUGCCGUGCUUAA
This is a messenger RNA of Penicillium diatomitis, 1701 nucleotides long. RefSeq names its product putative isoamyl alcohol oxidase. The coding region runs from base 1 to 1701 and encodes 566 amino acids. The transcript is spliced from 3 exons. Gene Ontology annotation, molecular function: oxidoreductase activity; FAD binding. NCBI's taxonomy places the organism in Eukaryota, Fungi, Ascomycota, Eurotiomycetes, Eurotiales, Aspergillaceae. The record is from RefSeq and is a predicted model, not a curated record.